This is a messenger RNA of Coregonus sp. 'balchen', 3086 nucleotides long. NCBI's taxonomy places the organism in Eukaryota, Metazoa, Chordata, Actinopteri, Salmoniformes, Salmonidae. The record is from the annotation of a GenBank genome assembly.
UACAAAACGGAUCAAUGCAUCAGAAGGAAGGAGUAAAUGAUGAAGACUUUGAACCUUACCUAAGCAGCCAGACAAAUCAGGUGUGUGUGAAUCCCCAUUCUAACCAAGCCUUUAGCCAUGCAGCUUGACAUUUCAUAGCAUAGAGAGGAUUAGCCUUUUGAUCUGUAUGAACCCUCAGAAUAGUGUCAGAUGGCGGUACAGGGUCAGGCUACAUAUGAGGGUGUAUAGCAUGGGUACUCAAAUACUAUUUGAGGAGGUCCGGUCACACAGAUUUCCUAGGCAUUUAUCGGCGUAGUAACAAACCCCCACCUCGCGACCCAUGCGAACAAAGAGAGCUUCAAACCACUCUGCCAAUAACAGCUAGUUUUCCCCCUUCCCACUCAGACUCCUCCCAGACAGUCCUAGCAAAAUUCUUGCUUGAGAAAGAGUUUUUUGCUAAAUUAGCUAUUUUUGCCAAUUUUAAUGGAAAUCUAUUACAGUAAGGUACUUAAUUGGUACCCAGAAUUAUUUGAAUGUUAUUUUUUUAAAUCAUUAUCUCCCGAGUGGCGCAGUGGUCUAAGGCACUGCAUCGCAGUGCUAGCUGUGCCACUAGAGAUCCUGGUUCGAAUCCAGGCUCUGUCGUAGCCGGCCGCGACCGGGAGACCCAUGGGGCGGCGCACAAUUGGCUCAGCGUCGUCCAGGGUAGGAGAGGGAAUGGCCGGCAGGGGAUGUAGCUCAGUUGGUAGAGCAUGCCGUUUGCAACGCCAGGGUUGUGGGUUCGAUAAAAUAAUGUAUGCGCUAACUGUAAGUCGCUCUGGAUAAGAGCGUCUGCUAAAUGACUAAAAUGUAAAAUGUAAAUGUAAAAUGUGUUGACCCUGUUCUGGGUCUGGAUACGGACCGCUGUCUGCCUAUUGAGGAUGGCUGGUGUAUAGAGUAUUACCUCUGAACAAAGACACUGUAUAGUAGGCCUAUGUUAAUAAGAAGCUAUUGAUAGAUAACUAACACUCAUUUUGAAAAGUAAAAUAAUUUAGCUAUGAGUGAAAUUAUUGUUGAUUAAAAAUACUCUGGGUGGUGUUAAUCUUCUGCGUGGGUGACAAGCUUACUUUGUUUUACAGAAUUCUAUUGAAAUGUAGCCAAGAACAAACCCACCAUAGGCCACGCCAAUUUACUUAUGAAAUGAAUCCAUACAAACUCUAACAAUUAUUACAACAACAACUGACAGAUUAUUUUAACACUGUUGCUAACUUCACUUCUUGCUAAGGGAAACAGAUAUUUGAUAGAGCUAGUAUCCAUCAUUUCUACUGAAAGCCAGUCUUGCUCCUUUAAAGAAACGCUGAUUUUAUUUCUUAGUUACGCUUUUGAGCAGAGAUGGGCAAGAUUAGGUUUGUCUUAGCUACUAUCACUAAGGUCAUCCAUUAACUGACCCCUGUUCUCCCCAUCUACAGAAUAACAGCUACCCACCAAUGUCCGACCCCUACAUGCCCAGCUACUAUGCUCCCUCCAUAGGCUUUCCUUACUCCCUGGGGGAGGCCCCCUGGUCCACCGCGGGGGAUCCCCCCAUGCCAUACCUGACCACCUACGGACAGAUGAGCAACGGCAAGCACCACUUUAUCCCCGACGGGGUGUUCAGCCAGCCGGGCGCCCUGGGCAACACCCCUCCCUUCCUCAGCCAGCCGGGCGCCCUGGGCAACACCCCUCCCUUCCUCAGCCAGCCGGGCGCCCUGGGCAACACCCCUCCCUUCCUCAGCCAGCACGGCUUCAACUUCUUCCCUGGAAACGCAGACUAUUCCACCUGGGGCACCAGUGUCUCUCAGGGCCAGUCCACACAGAGCAACGCCUAUAGUAAUAGUUAUGGUUACACACCUAGUUCCCUGGGGAGGGCUAUAGCUGACGGACAGGCGGGCUUCAGCAGUGACACCCAGCUCAGUAAGGUCCCGGUGCUGAGCAGCAUCGAGCAGGGCAUGACUGGGUUAAAACUGGGCACGGACAUGGGCGCUGCCGUCACCAAGACUGUCGGCUCACCCCUCGGGGGCACGUUGGGCAUGAGUAGUAUGGCGGCAAAUAACAUGCCUCCAUUGGUUAGUUCCUCUGCCCCCAAACCCACUUCCUGGGCGGCCAUCGCCAGGAAGCCGGCCAAGCCCCAGCCCAAGGUCAAGCCCAAAGCCAACAUGGGGAUGGGGACCCCUGCCAUUCCCCCGCCACCCAUCAAGCACAACAUGAACAUUGGCACCUGGGACGAUAAGGGCUCCCUCAACAAGCCCCCCUUAGCUCAGGCCAUGAUGCCCCCUCAGACCAUGGUGCAGCAGACCCUGAUGGGCCAGCCCCUGCUACAGAGCCCUCUGCCCCACCAACACCAGCACCAGCAGCACCACCAACCCUUUCAGCUGCAGUCCCUCCAGUCUCCCCAACACCCCCAGCAGAUGCCCCCAGGCCCCCCUCACCCCCACCAACACCCCCACCAGAACUUCUCCUCCCAGCCCGGCCCCCCUCAACCCAUGCAUCAACACCAACACCAACCCCCACCCCAGAACCGCUGGGUGGCACCCCGGAACAGGGGCACCUUCAACCAGGGAGGGGCGGAGGGCUUUGGGAUGGGUGUUGGUGUUGGUGGGGUCCCCCUCAGUGCCUCUCCCUGCUCCGGGGAGGUGCACCCCGUGUUGGAGAAACUGCAGGCCCUCAACAACUACAACCCCAAAGACUUUGACUGGAACCUGAAGAACGGCCGCGUGUUCAUCAUCAAGAGCUACUCUGAGGACGACAUCCACCGCUCCAUCAAGUACUCCAUCUGGUGCAGCACCGAGCACGGCAACAAGCGCCUGGACGGCGCCUACCGUUCGCUGGGGGCCAAGGGGCCCCUCUACCUGUUGUUCAGCGUCAACGGCAGCGGCCACUUCUGCGGCGUGGCUGAGAUGCGCUCGCCCGUGGACUACAACGCCUACGCAGGCGUCUGGUCUCAGGACAAGUGGAAGGGCAAGUUUGAGGUGAAGUGGGCGUUUGUGAAGGACGUGCCCAACAGCCAGCUGAGGCACAUCAGACUAGAGAACAAUGACAACAAGCCCGUCACCAACUCCAGGGACACUCAGGAGGUGCCUCUGGAGAAGGCCAAG